Molecule: messenger RNA, 1185 nt
Organism: Felis catus (domestic cat)
Lineage: Eukaryota; Metazoa; Chordata; Mammalia; Carnivora; Felidae
Gene: HOPX
Product: HOP homeobox
Exons: 3
Coding region: 248-469 (73 amino acids)
Biological process (GO): cell differentiation; regulation of transcription by RNA polymerase II
Cellular component (GO): nucleus
Molecular function (GO): DNA binding
Source: RefSeq, a predicted model, not a curated record
CGCCGCCGAGCCUCCUCCGCUGGUUCCUGGGAGCCUCCGGGCCAGGAGGGCGCGUCAUCGUCCUCCGCCGCCCCGUCCCCGGGCCCCGCGGAAAGUUGCCGUGAGAACCGCCGGGCAGGCCCGGAGGCCGGAGGACGCGCGGCUCUGCGGUGGGACCCUUCGGCGCGCCCGGCCAGGAGACCGGGGACCCGCGCGACCGUGCGCCCGCGGAAGGGGACAGCCCCGCGCGCAGAGGCGCGCCGAGACCAUGUCGGCGGAGACCGCGAGCGGCCCCACCGAGGACCAGGUGGAGAUCCUGGAGUACAACUUCAACAAGGUCAACAAGCACCCGGACCCAACCACGCUGUGCCUCAUCGCGGCCGAGGCCGGCCUUUCCGAGGAGGAGACCCAGAAAUGGUUUAAGCAGCGCCUGGCUCAGUGGCGGCGGUCAGAAGGCCUACCCUCAGAGUGCAGAUCCGUGACAGACUAAGGAGAUGGUGGGCACCAGCAGCUUCCCUCUAAGAAGACCAUCUGCUGUUUCUCUCCUCAGCUUAACCAAGCUUUUUUGGUUUUUCAGUGUAGUGCUGUGUGUUCCAUUGUUAGCUGUCCUGCUAUUUAACACAGUGUUGUAUUUUUUAAAUGUACAUAACUAGAAAAGAAAAUAACAAUAGGAAGCUAUAUGUAGCUUCUGUGUAAAGAAGUGUCUUGGCUGGAAAGUGGUGGGGCUUGCAUUUCCCUUUGGGUCUUGAUGAUAGAUGGUGUGAAAAUCAUUUGGUUUGCUUCCGACCAUCACCUCCCAGUACCAAUUUAUUUUUGCCAUCCAUUUCAGAGUAGGCAAGGCCUCUGUUGAAAAGAUAACAUGACCAAGGAGGGGGAGCAUUUCCUUCCAAUUCUACUUUCCUAAGUGGUUUUCCUUAUGUUGCAUUUAAUACAUUGAAAUUAAGUGAGAAUACAGAGGGAGAUUUGAGUCAUUUGGAUUUCAUAAAGCACUUCCUUGGAUUAUAGCUGCAUUAACUUGGAAAGAACCCAGUUAGGCUGGAAGACAGAAACUCCACCUGGCAGAAGAUCAAGUAAGAAAAAAAUCCACAAAAGUCUUGAAUUUACCUUAUUUAAAUGCAUUUGUUAAAUGUAUUUUACUAAACAAAAUGAACUGCUUUUUGUCUCUGAAAUGAUAUUCUAAAUAAAAGCCUUUUUGUUGAAAAUGCA